ACUGUUUUUUAGUAUACAUGGAUUUAUUUUAAGUGACGGUUUGAAAACUUACAAAAUGGCAAAUGGACACAUGAAAUCCCAUCUAAAUCGAAGAUGUCAGAUUGAGAUUUUAAAGAAGUAAGAUUUCUUCACUGGAGCAAGUCGUGUCUUAUUUAAAAUUUGAGAUGCUCGGCAAUGUAUGGAGGACGAACACAACCGGACAACUUUAUGUCGCAAUGUCACCGUGAAAAAGGAAAUUUUUGAAUUUUGGAAUGGGAUUGAAUUCCACUUGGGGUAAAUUCGCCAUUUUUGGUAAAAUUUUGAGUGAUAUGAACAGUGAUCUACUGCGAUACAGACAGCAUCGUCUAUUGAUUGAAUUCAACACUUAGCAAGCCACUUUCUCAACAAUACGGCUAGCCAUAUAAAGACCAAGCUCCUCGGUCUUGACGAAAUCCCAAAAACCCUAGAUGAGGUUGUAAAACGGGCUGAAAAGAUCCAAAGAAUCGCGGAUAUGAGGAAAAAAGAAAAAGAUGACGAGGAAGACACCAGCAAACUUGUUGCCGGAAUCAACAGACUGAUGGACGAUGACAAGAAAAACGUCCCAACAACGAGAGCCAUGCCAUCAGCACCAACACCUCACCCAUCAUCAGCUCCAUCAACACCACCACCGCCACUAAAUAAGAAAUAAUCUUUUUUUUAUUUUAUUAUUAUCAGUUCGUUUAAUUUUUAUUGAUUUUUUAGUAAUCACCCCGGUUUUUUUAUUGUUUAGCACACCCACUCCCUACUUCCUUUUGUAAUUUUGGACCCCAACCCAACCAUCGCUUGUAUUUUUUUAAAAUUUUUUUUUCUCUGACUGGUUAGAGGCAGGAGCCUCUACUUCCACAGGAGGGGGGAUGCCAGAGGGUGAGAUUCAUUUAUUUUCAUUCAUCUCUCUUAGAUAAACAUAUUUUCUCAGUAUCCCUCUCUUCAUAUUCAGGAAAAGGUGCGAGACCAUAGAGG
Molecule: messenger RNA, 978 nt
Organism: Caenorhabditis elegans
Lineage: Eukaryota; Metazoa; Nematoda; Chromadorea; Rhabditida; Rhabditidae
Source: the annotation of a RefSeq genome assembly